Molecule: messenger RNA, 7647 nt
Organism: Ctenopharyngodon idella (grass carp)
Lineage: Eukaryota; Metazoa; Chordata; Actinopteri; Cypriniformes; Xenocyprididae
Product: photoreceptor ankyrin repeat protein-like
Exons: 11
Coding region: 1-1392 (463 amino acids)
Cellular component (GO): membrane
Molecular function (GO): protein binding
Source: RefSeq, a predicted model, not a curated record
AUGGCAGCAGUUCAUAGCUCUGCCUUUGUGGACCCAAACCUGGGGUCCGGCCCGGAUGAUGAUGAAAUCUCAUUGUUGGACGAGUCUGACUCUGGAAGUUUGCUCUCUGAUGACUCUGUUCUCCCUGAUUAUGAACGAGAGGACAGGAAAAAGGGGACUGCCAACACACUAUAUGAGGCUUGUGUCCAAAAUGAUGCAGAGGCACUGAAGAGAGUGUUGGAACGUGGCGUGACCCGUGAUGAGGUCAUGAAUGUUGACAUUAAUGGCUGGAAUGGACUGAUGGUGGCUGCAUAUAAAGGCUUUCUUCCAAUUGUUUAUGAGCUGCACGGCUGUCCACAUCUGGACAUCAACCACCAAGAUAAUGACGGCAACACUGCUCUAAUGAUCGCUGCUCAAGCUGGUCAUGUCUCCAUAUGUAACUACAUCAUGAAUUACUUCCCUGGAGCAGAGACUGAGAUCAGAGACAACAGAGGAUUCACUGCCCUCAUUAAAGCUGCCAUACAGGGCAGGACUGAUGUGGUGGCAGCUCUUAUAAUGCACGGUGCUGACAUAAAUGCCGUAGACACCAACCGUGGUAAAUGUGCACGUGACUGGGCGCUGAAAACAGGUCGCUUUGACACACUGACACGUCUGCGCCACCUUGUACUCCAUCCCACAGCGGAACAGUUCUGUGACACCUACGUCCCAGAGUGGCCCAGCCUUAAGUUGCUGGUCAGCAAAGCAACAGCUCAAAAGAGUGCAGGCCAGAAGUUGACUCAUCAUCUCAAGAGUACGUUCGGUUUCAGUUUCCCACGUGACCCACAGGAAAAUGGUGUCAUGGAUCACAUGGUACGAAUGACCACCAGCUUACGCAGCCCGCUCAUAGCCACGGCCACACGGCCGCUUUGCCCAAGCAGCCCUCCACAGGUAGGUAAACGUCGGCUGGCUGUGGCUGAGCUGAUGCAGAAGCACUCAGAGAAAGAGCUGGAGGAGAGUUCGUUGUGCCAUCGAAACAACUCCGUCUCCUCCAUUUCUCCAUCUAUCCACUCUGUCGAGUCCGUCUCUGUGUCCUGCUGUGCCGAAACAGAGAGGCGUGGAAGUGUGCUGUCCAUUGCUCAGUCCGGUAUGCGCACCUUCAUUCCUCGUAGCGUAGCGUCAAGGCGCAACAGUGUUUUCCCCUCAGGCUGUGUCCCACAGAUCAAAGUCACAAAAUCCUCUGAGCCCACCCCAAAGAAAGAGAAGAAGAAGAAAAGACAGAAAGGUUACCUGGAGCCUCCAAAGUGGAAGUAUAAGGAGGCCAAGGAUGAGAAGAAGAAAGAGAAGAAAGCAUUGAAGGAAAAGGAAGAGAAAGAAAAGGAGAAGAAAAGCAAAGACAAGGAUAAAAGAAAAAAGAAAAAGAGUGAUGAUGACUAAGGUGGGAUUUCUGAACUCUUUUAAACUCUUUUAAAUCUCUCAGUCUCAGUGAGGGUGUAGAUGCCCUCAGUGUAAAGGUGUGUGGGGCAAUGCUUGAUGACGAAAUCAGUGAAGUAAUGCAGUGAAGAACGCAAAAGAAGAAGUGCAUUUUGAAACCUCAGUGGUGCAGUCCUGUCUCACGAAAUCACUUCCUACUGUUAUUGCCAGUUUAAAGGGGAAAUGUAUCUACGAUCAUUUCAGUCAGUCUCAUAGGAUAAAGCAAACAGUUCAAGAUAUCUGAUUGGAUGACUUACAUGUAGGAUAAUUCCUAAAUGAAUUCUGCAUUGUGUCUUUAAAUAAACCACCUACAUAAUCAGAACUGAAUAUUUCAGUUCAUUUAUUGAACAAUUUGAUUAUUCAUACAAAUAAAUUUAAAAAACAACAAAUUUACCAUAGCUUCUCCAUAAAUAUAUAUUUAAAUGCUGUGGAUUACAUAUUUGCAAAACUAUUGUAUCCCACAGCAGACAUGCAGCCACAAUUCAGCUGCUGAUAAAAUGAACAUUUAGAGGUUUUUUUUUUUAGGUUUUUUUUUACAGCAACUGCUGAACUGUUUUUUGCAGUGUAAACUCUAACAAAAUGCUAUCAUGACUGACUUGAUCAUGUAUUAUGUUUGUAAAUAUGUAUGAUCCAUUGUAAGAUGCUGUAAAUAUGAUUUAAUAAAAUAUGUAUCCUGUAGUACACAAAAAAUGUCUUAUUCGGCUUUUUGUCACACUUUCUUCCACCUUUGUAUCAUCUCUGACAGAACGGCAGGGACUGACGUGAGGCUGAACAGUCAGUAAUCUGCUCUCUCACAGUUACACAACACAGCCAUCCUGAGAGCAGCAGUAAAGCCAUGCAGGAUUAGAGAUCUAGCCGGGUCACUCAGGCCAAGCAGAGGCCUCUGGCUAAGUUUGGGAUCAUGGGCCAUGGCUUCUAAAGGACAUGCUUUGGAAUCACUUUUGUAGUGAUAAGAUCUCUUUAUCAACAAUGGGAAGAGAAAUACUGUGCACCCAGUAUUACAAAACAAAAGGACUAGAUUUGAACUAAGAGAUGAGCAGAAUGUGUGUAUGUGCAGAGGUAUACAAUUUAAAAGAAAUAUGAUGAAAUAUUCAUUUACUUUUUUAUUGUAUGGACAGAGGUAUCGACAUAAAUUAUGGUUAAUGUGGAAAUAUAAGUGAAUUGUACAAGAUUUUCUUUUUUAAAUAUCUCACUUUUUGGUGAUUUAUUUAAGCCUUUAUCAUCCAAAUGUAAAACUAAAAUAAAUAAAUAGAUUUCAUUUUAAUACAAAAAUACUCAAGAUUGAUUUUUAAAAAAAUAUUAUUUGAAAUAGAAUUAUUUGAAUACAUUACACACUGUAUAUAGUGGACUAAAAGAUAUUUUAAAUGAAAAAAAAAGUGUUACAUCCUUUUUUUGGGUCAGUAUCCUUUUUUGGGGGGUGUCAAUGAACUUCCUGUUGGUUACUUAAUGCAGAGUUUCACCAGUUGGGUAUUUCAGCUCUGCUUUGUUGUGGAUUUAAGCAGUUUUCAUUCGUACUGUGUCACAGUUUCAUUUACUUUUUCCUGUCAGAAUGUUUCUCCCCAAUAUAAGUGCGCUAGCUGUGGUGUGCUGGAUAAUGUGUGUGAGAAUCACAGUGUCCCAGGCAUCUGUUCCAGCCCCUACAUUGAAGUUCGCAAUCAGCGUAAAUGCAAAGAAUAUUGAGCUGAACACUCUAGUCGACAUUUACUGUGACACUCCUAAAGGUGCUCCGUAUCCUGUAAAUGUGUUUGUGGGCAAGCUGGAAAGCCCCUCACAGACCCCAGAGACCACAGAAGCCUGGGUGACCUCUGACGUCGUCCAUUAUGUGAAAUCAGUGGGUUUCAUAAUCCCUGCAAUAGCCAAGUAUGAAGGGAAAAUUGUGUGCUGGUACCAGUCCACUCGGACUGAACUGAAGAAUUCUUAUUCUGAAUUCAGUAAUCCUGUUACGUUAGUCGUAUCUGCCCUCCCUGCUCCCAAAGUGUCUUUGCACCCCAAUCUCUUUCCUGUGGGUGGGAAUUACUCUGUGUACUGUAAUUCAAACGCUGGCCCAGUCACAAACUUCACAUUAAGUCUGUAUCGCCGCAUCCUCUCUGUCACACCCGAAACCAACUGGACCAUCGUUGGUUCAUUGUUUCUCACAGAUAACCCUAAUAUCGUUUUAAGAGGGACGAAUGCAGUCAUCCCAGAAGAGUUUGCCUGCGAUAUGGAGAUGUUGUACAAUGGAAAAUUCAUGAGUUCACCUAAGUCUAAUAUUGUGAAAGCCAUCCCAGAAGAGCUUCCGGUUCACCUCUGGGAGCAAGAAUCAGAAAACCCCUGUCUGGGGUACCUGGAUGUCAAGUUCAGAGGCCAGUGGCAACCUGUUUGUCAGAAGGAAGUUGAUACCGAAGCCGAUGCAUCUGCUGCUAUUGCUACGGCUAAAGUGGUAUGCAGGGAACUGGGAUGUGGGAGUGUGCUGGAGUGGAAGAGGAUUUUGGACAACAACCGGCCAUUUUCAUUCGCAGUUGGGGGUAUCAGAUGCAGUGGGAAAGAAGAAAAGACCAGAGAUUGCCCAAUGGGUGAUUUUGAAUUGUGCGAUAAGAGAGGCAUUCUCUACAUAAUUUGUUCAGAUGCAUUGCCCGUUCCUAAACUGUCUGUGAUGACUUAUGGCCCUGUCUCCAAAUUGUAUGUCAAGGACAAAGAAAAUGUGAAAAUCACCUGCUCCGUUAACUCAACUUAUUUAAAACGCGACUAUGGGAACUUCAUUUUUAGAAAGGAUGGUACUGUUUUGAGAGAAAUGUACAUAAGUCCACUCACCUCUGUGUCUAACACAGAGUCUGACAAAGUGGCUGGAGAAUAUGAAUGUGCAUACCAACUUUAUUCUUCAAAAAUUAGACCGUUGUCUCAGCCCAGCAAUACAGUCUUCAUUUACAUAUACAACCCUCCGGAUCCGGUACCAAUUGUAGUAGGUGUUCUUACAACUGUUACUGGAAUAGCACUUAUGACGUAUAUUUGUGUGUAUAGAACCGCAACAGAAGAGGUACAGGGCCAUGAAUAUCCAGCACAUUCCCAGGACCCAGCAACAAAUACUGAAAACCCAGAUCACAAUGUCUACAUACCACAGCAACUGUAGGCCAAAGAAAAAUCAUUAAUACCUUAAAACUGGUUUAACUUCACUAUGGAAAUUUACAUUUUACAUGAUAUAUGAAAUUUAAUGAAUGUUGAAAAACGUUGAGAUUAAUUUCGCAAAACAUUUGUACAAAGGGCUCCUGAAAAGGUUAGUUAACCGUCUCAUGCAUGAAUUAUAAAAACCUCAGUCAGGAUUUUUGUUGUUGUUGCUUUUAUUGCUCUUAGGGCAUGAAAAACAACAAGUUUUUAAAAACAUUUUUCAAAGAGAUUUUCAGAUGUCCACAGUAUGCGUUUUUGUUUUUAUCUGAAGAGAUAGUGUAUUAAACAUAAUACAGUAAUAACACAGUAAUACUGUGUAUUUAACAAGCCAACAAAUAAAAUUAUAUAAAAUCAUGUGAAAAAUAUAAUACAGCUUAAAUUAUUGCAAACAGUUUGUUCCCAUUCGACCAGCAAAUGAAGAACUUCAUACAAGUUGAACUUUGCGUGUGUUUGAUAUCAGAACAUAAGGAUGUGAUUCCUUCAAAGAUCUCUACAACCGGUGAAGGUACAACUGUGGAAACUCAAAUCAGGCUAUGUAGAAAAUGCUCACGCUCCCUGCAAUCAGAGUACAUCAAUUUACCCUUAUUAGCUGAUAAUUCUAAUUAUGUUUUAAAAUCGACAAAUUUCUACUGUAGCUCUCCUCUCUGAGAAAACCUGAGACUAAAAUCUACAUUGAUCUAUUGAUGUUUUCAGACGGAAAAACUAGCAAUCAGGUGUUUUCAAUCUCAUCUGAAAUGUGCAGAGUUGAGGGUAAUGCAUUACAAUUAACAUGCAUUAUGCAGUCAGAUUACUUUUCUGAUGAACGAGCAAAGUGACGCAUUACAAGUAAGGUGCAUCACAUAAUCAGAAUACUUUUUUCAUGUAACUGCAAAUUACAUUCUAAUAACAAAAAUACAUUUAUUUACAGCCAAAAAAAGUUACUGCAGCUUAAAGGGUUCAUCCAAAAAUGAAAAUAAUGUCAUUAAUUACUCACCCUCAUGUCGUUCCACAGGGCGAUUUCAAAACACUGCUUCGUGAAGCUUCAAAGUUUUACGAAUCUUUUGUUUCGAAACAGUGGUUCGGAGCAUGUAUCAAACUGCCAAAGUCACACCCCCCAUUGGUGAACCAUUGAAAUUUCGAAACACUUAUGAUGUAACAAAGCCUCGUUUACUGAAAUCACGUGACUUUGGCAGUUUUAUACACGCUCUGAACCACUGAUUCGAAACAAAAGAUUCGUAAAGCUUCAAAGCUUCAUGAAGUUGAAAUCGCCCAUCACUAGAUAUUGUUGAAUAAAGUCGUUAUUUAGUUUUUUUUUUGGUGCACAAAAAGUAUUCCCGUCACUUCAUAUCAUUAAGGUUGAACCACUGUAGUAGCUUUCUGGGCUAAUUAUCUUGCUGGCAAUGCAGGCCUCACUGAGCCAUUGGAUUUUAUGAAAAAUAUCUUAAUUUGUGUUCUGAACGAACAACAUGAGGGUGAGUAAUUAAUGACAGAAUUUUCAUUUUUGGGUGAACUAACCCUUUAAGUAUUUUCAAGAACAACGGUAACAGUAAUAGUAUGAAUGAAACAUAGCUAGUGAUGCAUGAUGUCCAAUUCAGUGUGAUGAUAGAUGAUUAAUCAAAAUUUCCUCCCAAUCUAAAAUAAUACUUGGAAAAUGUAGCAAUGAUAUGACUCCUUAAAUGUUAUUUGAUGUUACAACUUUUUUUUUUUUUUUUUUUUUUUUUGUGUGUGUGGCUGUCAACCAUCUUGGUUUGUAGAAAAAAAAAAUCCACAAUCAACAGCUUGCCACUUGGUGGCAGUGUAUAGGAUAAUAAACUAGUGUCCACUGUUGUGUUUUUUUUUUUUUUAACAAGACAAAUAUAAGACAUUGUAAUACAUAUCAGAGCACAUAAACAAAGAGUAACAACAACAAAAAAAAUAAAUAAUAAUAAAAGAAAAUAGGAUAAAAAGUGCUACAUAUUAUUAGGGCAGUUACAUGAAUUUGAAAAGCUUUAGAAUUUGUAUUGUUUUUAUAAGCUUUUUGUUUUGUGAUCUCAUGUUCGAAAGUUUCAAAAUAUAUUGUGAAAUUGGUGUUAAAAGAAACCCUCAUAUAUUACCUUUUUGAGUUAUUUUUGUCUUAUGAAUAUAAAACUUUGCCAAAAUAAUUAAAAAAUAUGGGUUUUGAAAACAAAGUAAAAUGUCAUGGGGUUCUAAUGUUGUGGUUGAUGUGUAACUAUGCCAUCAAAACCUAUGCAUAUGCAAGAAAAUGGCUUUUGGAAUAGCUGUCCUCUGUAGUGACCUCUCUGCAUGAAAGGGUUAAAAGAGAAUAUUUAAGACAUCAACAUCUGGCUUCAUAAAGGAAAGUGGGACAAAGUUAAUGUAGCUAAAAUUAUAUCUUGAAAAAUUAACUAACCUAUAGACCUUAUGUAGCCCCGCCCCUUUUCAGCGCUGCGCUCGUUGUCUUUUGACUACCGGUUUGUAUUUCCACAGCGAUCUUACGUAUUUAUGAAUGAACUGCUCUUUUUAAAAACUUCUGGGUCUACUGACAUUUGAUAAGACAUCUGCUUUAAACAUUACAAUGCUCACGAUAACUUUAAUUAACUCUACAACAAGUAAAUCAACCUCACCAGCUAAUUAUUCUUCAACAGCGAUGCCAUAGAAAUAUACAGAGCUACCGCAAAAACGAAAGUUCAAAGACAAUAUUAUAAAGAUGGCGGCGCUUGUUUCUCUGGCACAUAAGGUCUAUAGAGUUUUAAGAUGAUUAUGAAUUAGAGAGUCUGUAUGGUUGCAAUAAGUUCUUUGCAAGAUUUUAAUGAAUACUAAUUGGGGGAGAUGAUAAAGUGAAGUGUCAUCAUCACAGUUUAAGGCCAACAUAAGUGGAUAUAUAUCCGUUAAAAUAUCUUUUUCUAUUUAUAGUUUCUUAGUGGUUCCAUUGUCUAAUUUUAAGCCAUAUGCAGCUAUUUGAUGUUGAAACUGUCCAUAAUUGAAAAUAUUUCAAGGGACCCAAACAACAAAAGCAAAGAAAGACAAAGCAAGGCAAAAGUUGUGGUCUCAGAUUUAUUGUAUUCAGAUUUUAAGUUGGUGUCAAGUCAAUCAAUACAAAAUAAAUCUGGUUGAACAUGA